This is a messenger RNA of Penicillium maclennaniae, 516 nucleotides long. RefSeq names its product PHD finger protein. Bases 1 to 516 code for a protein of 171 amino acids. The transcript has a single exon. The record is from RefSeq and is a predicted model, not a curated record. NCBI's taxonomy places the organism in Eukaryota, Fungi, Ascomycota, Eurotiomycetes, Eurotiales, Aspergillaceae.
AUGAUGGAGUCUCUAGAGGCACCGCCUGAAAGUUUAUCUCAGAGAACGGAGCCGCCCUCUAGAGAGAGUGUGAGUGUGCAAGGAUCGCCGUUAACAGGAUAUGAAACCCCUGGGUUGGCCACAACGAAUUGCUCCAUUUCAAAAGAGGAUACCUAUGACACUGAGCUCCCAGACAAUUUACCGCCCGUCUUUGAAAUGUAUUCGCAGGUCUUGGCCCACCUCUACCAGCCAGAUGCCAACCGCAUCAAUGCGGUACAUCAAGUCGAGUACCUCAAUCAGUUGAAUCUCAUGGUAAGAGAAGUUGAGUCCCACCGGUCACUUCUUGAGAAGAUGGCGAAUCUUCGAGAAGAAUUCUCUCGGGUUCAGACGGAGAAUAUGCAUCUUCGGGCAUAUCUCAAUUCUCGUAUGCCGUCAGAAGGAGGUUUUGCCCGACCAUUCAUCUAUCCAGAGCUUCCCAGACCGUUGGCCGAUACCACGGGAAAGUCAUGGGACAGCAUUGCUACAGACUUCAUUUAA